This is a messenger RNA of Gigantopelta aegis, 1846 nucleotides long. RefSeq names its product tRNA-dihydrouridine(16/17) synthase [NAD(P)(+)]-like. NCBI's taxonomy places the organism in Eukaryota, Metazoa, Mollusca, Gastropoda, Neomphalida, Peltospiridae. The record is from RefSeq and is a predicted model, not a curated record. Gene Ontology annotation, biological process: tRNA processing. The coding region runs from base 58 to 1572 and encodes 504 amino acids. The transcript has 12 exons. Gene Ontology annotation, molecular function: tRNA dihydrouridine synthase activity; flavin adenine dinucleotide binding.
CUUCCGGUAGCAACAUCCGUUUCUGGUGAGUCGAGUGAAGAUCGAGUGACGUAAUCAAUGACUGAACACAAAGGAUGGGACUUCUGGAGAAACACCCUGAACAGUGCUCGUUUGGUGGUUGCUCCAAUGGUUGACCAGAGUGAACUCCCCUGGCGGAUGUUGAGCCGGAAAUAUGGAGCAGAACUAUGUUACACCCCCAUGUUCCAUGCCUCGGUGUUUUCACGUGACGCGAUUUACAGGCGCGAAUCAUUACAGACAUGCGAUAAAGACAGACCACUCAUUGUGCAGUUUUGUGCCAAUGAUCCAGAGAUUUUCUUAAAAGCGGCCCAACUUGCAGAAGGUCAGUGUGAUGCCAUUGACCUUAACCUUGGUUGUCCACAGAGCAUAGCGAGGCGAGGUCAUUAUGGAGCAUUCCUGCAAGACGAUUGGUUACUGCUACAGAAAAUGGUCAGUCUGUGUAAUGCCAAACUGAAGGUACCGAUCACUUGUAAGAUUCGAGUGUUUGAAAGCAUUGAGAAAACAGUUGAAUAUGCACAAAUGUUGGAGGAGGCUGGAUGCCAGUUGCUCACUGUUCACGGGAGAACUAAAGAACAGAAAGGACCUUUGACUGGUCUGGCAAACUGGGAACACAUCAAAGCUGUGCGACAGAAUGUAAAGAUACCAGUGUUCGCGAAUGGCAACAUCCAGUAUUUAUCUGAUGUGGAUCGCUGUAUUGCAGAGACGGGGGUUCAGGGCAUCAUGUCUGCAGAAGGAAAUCUUCACAACCCAGCUUUGUUCCAUGGCAUCAGUCCUCCGGUCUGGCAGAUGGUCAAUGAGUAUCUGGAGUUUGUCGAGAUGUACCCCUGUUCUACCUCAUACAUACGUGGUCACGUUUUUAAAAUAAUGCAUCAUGCGUUGGAAGUUCAUAAGGAUGCAAGACAGAAGGUUGCUCUUGCAAAAACCAUCAACGAUUUCAAAGCUGCCAGUGAAUUUCUUGAACAGAAGUGUCAGGCCGAUGUAGAGAAGUAUGAAAAAGAGCCAGGAUCAUUCAAGUGUGAACUUCCACUUCCCUACUGGUUGUGUCAGCCAUAUGUCAGACCUAGCCCCAAGGAUGCCAACAGUGAGGGGAGGAAAGCCGAGCGUGAACGACUAAACCUGAAACGAAAUGCCGAGCUCAGCCAGGUAGCGUUGGAGGGAGAACCCAUGUCUAAGAACAAACUGAAGAAGAAACUUCGCAAUCCACAGAAGAACUUCGACCCACUGCACAAAGCGAAAUAUGAAAGAUGCAUGCAGUGUUGUAAUCCUAAAGGACGUCGAUGCGAGUUCAGUUUAUGCAAAUCCUGCUGUAAAUUAAAAUCAGUACGAGAGACUCUAGACUGUCUUGGACAUAAUUUCAGAUUCAGGACACGUGCCUUGACUAAAAGCGAGGAGAAUGGUCACAGUGACAUGAGUAGUGUGACAAAUGUCACUAAUGAUGUGACAGACUCUGUGACCAGUCAUAAUCAAACAUGUAGUAAUAAUUGCCAUACAGAUAACAAACAGACUUCAUCCCACAAAACGGAUCUCAGCGUGACCGAAGAUGCGGUGUCAUAGCAAAAAGAGUUUAUAGGAAAGACUUGAAAUGUACACAUUGACAGCUGGAGUCCAGAUUAAAAACAACAGUUUAACAACAUCCAAACACAUUGUUUAAUAAGUGGUUAUUAGGUAAUAAACAAAUUUCAACACAUUAAAAAGAUUAUCAUUACAUGUCGGGGUAGGAUGUAGCCCAGCGGUAAAGCAUUCGCUUGAUGCACAGUUGAGGUAGGAUCCAUUGGGCCCAUUGGGCUAUUUCUCAUUCAAACCAGUGCACCACGACUGGUACAUCAAA